AUACCCUAAAGCACUAAGAUUGGUCUGAAUAGCCUUGAACUAACAACAAAAACCCUAACCCACUUUAACCCUAACCCCUGUGGGUUUAGUGAGGUUCAUAAUGAGGCUGCAAUGCUGUUUUUGUCACUGUUCAGAUUUUAUUUGUCUUUGUAACACCUGCCGGGCCUCUCUGCUCCGAUUUGCUAUCUGACCGGCACAACAGCUGGGACUUCUGCAGGAGGCGAGAGUAUACGUGAGGGAUUUCCUGCCCACUUCUGCAGACUAAAAGGGUCUGAAGACAAUAAAAGGCCACCAGUGAACACAGUGCAUCAGGCACUCACAGCAGUCCGGAUCUCCAAGACUCUCCCAGCAGAGAGUAGCAGCAGCAGCACAGUUGCAUUCACACGUCGGUGACUGUCCACUUCACUACAGUCCAAACAACACAAAGAUGAAUCUGGAUGUGGCCAGACCCCAGGGGAAGACUGGCGGCAAAUUCCCUAUCAGAGCCACGGCCCCCAGGUCCCCACGCAGGGGCCCACCCAAGUUCAAGCAGAGGAACACGCGGCAGUUCAAGAGCAAGCCCCCCAAGAGAGGCAUCAUCGGCUUCGGAGAGGAGAUUCCUGGAAUGGAAGGUCUUGGCACCGAUAUUACUGUAAUAUGUCCUUGGGAGGCUUACAGUCACCUAGAGCUGCACGAGCUGGCUCAGUUUGGUAUCAUCUGAGUCUCCUCCCUGUGGCAUCGGAUGAGUCAAAGGGAACAGAUCUGGAAACUUCAUCAGCUUGAAUCCCAGAGACCAGAACAACCUGGCGCAUCAGUUUUGGCUUGUUUUGAAUGAUACCCCAUGUACCAAAGCGUCAGCAAACAAUCUACAUGACCUAUUUUUUUAUGCUGUGUGUUUACCUGAGUUGUUGUUCUUUUUUUUUUAAGUAGAGUUAUUCUAAUAUUAAUUGUCAAGCUGCCUGUUUGAUGUCCAAAACCAGUUGAGUGCUCAGUGUGUCUUCGUCUUAUUUGUUUGCAUAUGGAGCUGUAACUGAGAGCUUGCCUCAUGUUACUGGCCUUAAACAUGAUUUCACUCUAGGAAUAUGUGAGUUUCUGCACAAAUAUCAGCAGCCUGAGUAUCCUGUAGAAAAUGACUCCAAAUAAAACUUGGAAGUUUUUAAACAAUUUUUCUAAUGA
This is a messenger RNA of Myripristis murdjan (pinecone soldierfish), 1155 nucleotides long. Its product is annotated as retinal cone rhodopsin-sensitive cGMP 3',5'-cyclic phosphodiesterase subunit gamma-like. The coding region runs from base 428 to 700 and encodes 90 amino acids. The record is from RefSeq and is a predicted model, not a curated record. Gene Ontology annotation, biological process: visual perception; positive regulation of G protein-coupled receptor signaling pathway; positive regulation of epidermal growth factor receptor signaling pathway. The transcript has 5 exons. Lineage: Eukaryota; Metazoa; Chordata; Actinopteri; Holocentriformes; Holocentridae. Gene Ontology annotation, molecular function: cGMP binding; 3',5'-cyclic-nucleotide phosphodiesterase activity. Gene Ontology annotation, cellular component: photoreceptor outer segment membrane.